Messenger RNA from Folsomia candida, 3837 nucleotides. RefSeq names its product probable LRR receptor-like serine/threonine-protein kinase At1g07650. Gene Ontology annotation, biological process: protein phosphorylation; multicellular organism development; cell surface receptor protein tyrosine kinase signaling pathway. The record is from RefSeq and is a predicted model, not a curated record. Gene Ontology annotation, molecular function: transmembrane receptor protein tyrosine kinase activity; ATP binding. The transcript is spliced from 9 exons. The coding region runs from base 2528 to 3577 and encodes 349 amino acids. NCBI's taxonomy places the organism in Eukaryota, Metazoa, Arthropoda, Collembola, Entomobryomorpha, Isotomidae. Gene Ontology annotation, cellular component: signaling receptor complex.
CCACCAGCUUCGAGAAGCAUUGGAGUUCAUGUCACCAAGUUAAUCACGUUGCAUUUCAUGGCGAAUUUUGGUUAUGCACUCGUGUCGUUGGCACACAUCUUCAUAUCGCAGUUUACGCAGGUCGGGGGUUCAUUUUACGGUAUACCAAGGCACAAUUCCACAAAUAAUGCGGCACAAUUUAUGAAGUCUUUGGUAACAUUGAAAAAUAUGUAAAUUCUGCAAACUUUUAAACGUUUAUAAAAUUUUACAAAUAUUUGUAACGACAACCCAACCGGCACAUCGCUGAACGAUAUCUCUGCGAUGAGAGCGAUUAUUGAGCUACCUUUUCUAGCGCCCAAAAUCGCUCAAUAAUCGCUGCAGUAGUAACUGCGAAAUCUAAGAGAUAUAGCUGGAUAUCAUUUUCAGUGCGCGAGUAGUUGCGAAAUAGCGGAGAAAUCGGUACGUUUAAAAUCGCUUAAAAUCGCUUUAUACUCUGCAAAUAUUUCUAAGCUCAUUAACAGCGAUUUCGUAGCGAUUUAUUGGUUUGACUGCAGUUAGAGAGAAGCAUGCUCCGUGAUUACUAGACAGCUGAUGUGACGGGCGGUGACAUGCCUUCUCGCCCUUAUUAUGCUUUGAGUCAAAGGUCAAGGCGUAGACAUUUGAGUAAGACAGUUCAAACACUUUUGAAAAAGUCUCGUAAACUACAAUACGAAACGAGAAAAAGUAGUACUCCCCGAUCAAAUUCUUUGGAAACCGAAGAGCUUUAUUACUUCCAAAAUCAAGAAACAAAUUUUUGCGAAAAUGAAGUUGUCCACCGCCUAGAAAGAACGUGUCAGGCCGCACAAGCUUCACUAGAUACACCAAAUAUAACGACACUACCAGCGACAGUCAUUUGUGAAAUUUCAGAAAGUUGUGAUAUAGAAAGUGUUACCAAUGUGAACAUUAUAAAUCGAAUUAAAAAUUGGAGUUUAAAAUAUAACAUUACAAGAGAAGCUUUAUCGCAGCUUCUUCUGGUGUUAAAAACCCAUCCGUGUUUUACUAAUUUUCCUGCUGAUGCCCGGACGCUUUUACGUACGCCAAGGUCCACACAAAGUUCGGUGGUGGGAAAUGGUGAAUUUUGCUAUCUUGGCAUAUCAAAAGGAUUAUGACCAAUAUUAUCUGAUUUAAUAAGUGAACGCCAAAAUAAAAUAUCUCUUCAAUUCAACAUAGAUGGACUUCCACUUCAUAAGAGCAACAGCAAACAGUUGUGGCCAAUUUUGGCUCAUGUCAUGAAUACAGAUUACGUGUAUGCCGUUGCUAUAUAUUGCGGAACUGAGAAACCUGGUGAUUUAAAUCUAUAUUUUCAAGAAUUCAUCGAGGAGUUAACAGAUUUACAAUUAAAUGGAUUACUUUACAACCAAUUUGUUUUCCAAAUAGAGGCUAGUUCAUUUAUUUGCGACGCGCCAGCUCGUGCCUUUAUUUGCUGCAUAAAGGGCCACUCGGGUUAUUUCUCGUGUGGAAAAUGCGAGGUCAAAGGCCAACGUGUACAAAAUCGAACCGUAUUUUUAAAGACUGAUAUUAUCCUUAGGACGAAUUUAAGUUUUAGAAACCAACACAAAGGCAACAUCAUCAUGGCAAUUCACCACUUGAAUCACUUAAUAUUGACAUGGUGAACGACUUUCCAUUUGAAUACAUGCACCUGAUUUGUCUCGGAGCGACUAAAAAAAUAUUGAAGUUAUGGACAGAUAAGAAACUUUCCCGCCACAGACUACGCUCCAAAGAAAUUAUUAGAAUUUCAGAUCAUUUAGAAUAUACAAAAAAAUUUGUGACGAAUGACUUUGCUAGAAAGCCAAGGACAUUGGGAGAGCUGGAUCGCUGGAAGGCCACAGAACUUAGGACCUUUCUCCUCUACACGGGCCCCAUAGUGCUAAAAAAUAACAUAAGUGACAAAUAUUACAGAAAUUUUAUGCUCCUUAGUGUUGCUACCAGAUUACUUGCAGAGCCAUGCCAAUCAAAGGAGAAUAUAAAUUAUGCCGAACAGCUUUUAGAAUAUUUUGUUCAUAAUUUCAUGGAAAUUUAUGGCAAGGAAAAUGUUUCCUAUAAUAUACAUGGGCUCAUUCACAUAGCCAACGAUGUUCGAUUGCAUGAUCAUCUGCUCAACCUUUACCCCAACUACAUCGCAGAUUGGCCGAGAGAGAAUGUGGAAAGUUUAAAACAAAUGAGCACGAGGCAGAUGCAGUCCAGCAGGUGGAGCUUACGAGCAAAUUAAUUGUUAGAACUAAUACUCCAAAUAAUUUUGUGCUACUAAAUAAUGGAUACAUAAUUAGUGUUACAAACAUAAAUAAAUGUGGUGAAACCGAACUCGUUGGGAGAAGAUUCAAAGAGUCAAAGAACUUAUUUAGUUACCCUUGUGAUUCAAAACUUCUUGAUAUUUAUAAAGUGAAGUUUAAUAAUUUAACGGAGGAAAUCUUUAGUUUUAAUUUGCUUGACAUUAAAUAUAAAUUAGUAGCAAUAACUAAAUUAAGUGACUCCAUUGGACUUUUUCCCAUUCUUCAUUCUAAGUUCCAGGAUGGCGAAGGUGUUCGGCAUUGCGAGUUUUGAGGACGAUAACUCAGUCGCUGUUAUCUCCAAAGCUUGGAUGUGUGAGAAUAAUCUCGAAAUAUACUACCCUCCAAGUGGCACGAAGAGUAUCAAAAAAUUGGUUAAGAAAAACCUCGCACCUGGUGAUUCUUGGCCAAAAUACAAAGUCAAGAUUCUUAAAUGGUUUGAAACUUAUGAGGCAGCUCACACAAAACUGAACGAUGCGACUUUAACGUCUGACCUCUCUGGAGCAGAAAUUGGUAAAAGAAGAUCUAUCCCAACUUCUCUGCCUUCUUUUCCUACUCAUCCUGCCCUGGUCAUGGACUCUGAAAUAUUGGCAUCUAGCAAUGCAGUUAACACGCCCCUUGAUAAUAAUGUGGAACAAGAAGUCGCCGUUCCUCUAUCUGAUACGAAUCAAAAUCCCGAAAUUAUUUAUUACCAACCCGUGGACGACAACAAUUUCCAAGCUGAAGUUUUGAGAAGAUUGGAAUCCAUGUCGCUGACCCUGCAGGAGCAUGGCCGUAGUCUUGCUGCAAUUACGGAACAAAUUGCUGCACAAUUAUCGUCAGUCCGUGUUCCCUUGACUUAUGAAUUUGAAGUUGGAACCUUUCCGUGCAAAAAUAUAGAAAGCCUGAGAAAUCUUGAAUUACUUCUUACACGUGAUGCAUGGGCUCGUAAAAAAAUGGUUGAAAUUUUGCGAGGAUGUGGUGGAGGCACUAUUGAGGACGCAGUUGAUCUCAUGUUUAACAAACUGAUGACCGAAGAGGUCGCCGAAUUACAUAGCUUCAAAGGAAAGAGUAAAAAAACUGCAUUCUUAUCAUACGUGGAAUUGAAUGAUGCUUUAUUACUUGGACUUCAAUGCAACACUAAGAUCAAGGCAAAUGCAACAUUGGAAGCUCUACAUUUGGCGAUUCCCAAAACUCUGAAGAAAGCUGCAGACAGAUUAAGAACUCGGAAGAGAGCAGCCAAUGGACCUAUUAUUCCUACAAUAAACCCAGUGGAUGGUGAACAGGCAGCAAGUUCUAAUUCUAUUGCUUGAUAUUUGUUGUUAUACUUUUCAACGCGAUGUAUCAUUGAAUAAAGUAAGCUACCAUGAGCGAAAUCACUGCGAAAUCGGAGAGAUUUUCGUCGUUAAAUCGCUGCGAUAUAGCAAUAAAUCGCCGGCCAUCUAGCGCCAAUUUCGCGACUAAUACGUAGCGAUUUGCCUGGAUUCGCUGAGCGAAAUCCGUAGUCGAUAUCGCGGCGAUAUAGCGGGAUUGUGCCGGCUGGGAAGUACAAAUUAUUGUAAACUUACUCUGA